AAUUGCAGCGGAAACAUCAAGGCGGUGAAGUGGUCGUAUUGGGGUGACGAUACCCUUCGGGCCAGUACAGUAUAGGCUUAAGUGUGAGCGACGGACUAGACCAUCAAAAGCAUUUCCUGGAUAUUAUUACGAUUAUUAGGAUCUUUCCGCGUGUCGAUCGUUCAUCGUUACGUGAAAUACCAGGUGCCAGUUAUACGGCCUUAGAACAGCCUAGAAGAAAGUACUGAUCGAUAAGGAGACCUAAAGAAACAUGUCGGAUCUUGCCGCUCCUGAUCUUGAAAUAGACGUGGAGAGUCUCGAGACGGAGAGUGACGAUCAAGCAGAAUACAGCAGUGUGGUGGCCGAGUUAGGAGACGAUGCUUCACAAUGUAGGGACAAUGACAAAUCAGCCCAAAUGACGCUCAAUCCUGGGGAUCAAAGAAAGCUGAGCAGGACCCCGAAGUGUGCUCGCUGCAGGAAUCACGGAGUGGUCUCUUGUCUGAAGGGACACAAACGUUUCUGCAGGUGGCGAGAUUGCCAGUGUGCUAAUUGUUUACUUGUAGUGGAGAGACAGCGUGUAAUGGCAGCACAGGUGGCACUAAGGAGGCAGCAAGCUACAGAGGAUAAAAAAGGUUUAUCAGUGAAGCAAAUUUCAGCAGAAAGGAAAACAAUCUAUCAGAGGCACCUCCGUCCUUCAACCAUGCUGGCAAAAAGUAUUUUAGAGGGGUAUCGUCCACUUCAGUCAGAUCACUUUAUGGGUGGAAACCCUUCUCUUCCUCCUCCACUGAGUGAUCGUAUGAGGAAGCGAAGAGCGUUUGCUGACAAGGAGUUGGAGACAAUCAUGCUGGAGCGCGAGUACAAAGAACGAGAGAUGAUGGAAUCCAGUCAAGCAGCAGCCACAUCCCUGCUCCUUCCAAACAACACUGUUCAUGCUGCAGAGUAUAAUUCCUACAAGGCAUCAUCCUACGGCAGUGCACAGGUGGACCCACCACCCAAAGACCUUUGCAACUUCCUUCCUAACUGUCUGGAUGUGUCUAUGCAAUACGCUGGCACUGGGAAUGUUGAACUCAUCUCCUCAAAUGUCAGCGUAGCAGCCACCUACCGGCAGUACCCUCUCCCACACCGUUUUAUGAUGUGGGCUCGUGGUAGCAAUAUCAAUGACGCUUUGUUGUACCAGCAAUGUCUCCUCAAUGCUACAGCAGUACAGAACAUGAAACCUGACAUUAUUUGGGACACAAAAAUGAUACCAUCCUCAGAGAACCACUCAUCAAACCAAGACAGAGUAGUAACAAGAUUCUGCACAGCUCCAGAGCUCUGUGAUCUGCAGCAAGUAGACAAUCAAAGGGUGCUUUCUUCAAACCAGAAGGAGAGAUCAGCCUUCUCACCACUUAAGAGAGCCUGUGGACAAGGUUUUCCCAACUUGCUCUCCCCAGCUGGGCCAGACUAUGUUCUGAACAAGCUGAACAAAGAUGGUGCGAAACAUGCCCUCUCUGUGAAGCUCAGUUCCUUCCACUCCCUCAUCCAGCAGACUCUCAGUGAAAAAUCAAGCCUCGAGUUGAAAGGGCUUCAGUGCAAAGAACUCUUGGAAGAAGCAGCAAAAAAAUACAGGGAUGGUGCCACCAGAGAGCUCCAGAACCUCGAAAAUGUGGAGAGCUUCCCAAAAGAAUUUGCGUUCAAGCAAAAUAAGACGAAAGCUUCCUGUGAAUCUUUAUCUUUUUCUGUGGAAUCAAUACUAAAGAGACCAUCACCGUCCAUGAGCCAUGCGUCCCCAUAAGACGCGGCCUUUUACAGAUGAACUCUUCUGUUCCUUCUUUGGUCUCAAAAGAUUUAGUGAUGCCUGAUGUUAAAAGUCUGUUUUUCAUUACCGUAUGACAUUUUAUAGUAUAGCUUUACUGCAUUGCUUUCUAUAAAUCUAUUACCUAAUGUAAAAAAUUAUCUGUAAAUGUGAGCAUGUACACGAUAGAGAAUAUAUUUAAAUGUAUUAUAAAUUACUUUAACCUGUAAUUUUACAAUGCACUGUCAAUAAACAAGUUUCAGAUAGUUAAAAA
Messenger RNA from Brienomyrus brachyistius, 2027 nucleotides. RefSeq names its product doublesex and mab-3 related transcription factor 2a (gene dmrt2a). The record is from RefSeq and is a predicted model, not a curated record. Bases 251 to 1753 code for a protein of 500 amino acids. The transcript has 4 exons. NCBI's taxonomy places the organism in Eukaryota, Metazoa, Chordata, Actinopteri, Osteoglossiformes, Mormyridae. Gene Ontology annotation, cellular component: nucleus. Gene Ontology annotation, molecular function: RNA polymerase II cis-regulatory region sequence-specific DNA binding; DNA-binding transcription factor activity, RNA polymerase II-specific. Gene Ontology annotation, biological process: sex differentiation; regulation of transcription by RNA polymerase II.